Molecule: messenger RNA, 4837 nt
Organism: Stegodyphus dumicola
Lineage: Eukaryota; Metazoa; Arthropoda; Arachnida; Araneae; Eresidae
Product: E3 ubiquitin-protein ligase arih1-like
Biological process (GO): protein ubiquitination
Molecular function (GO): ubiquitin-protein transferase activity; zinc ion binding
Source: RefSeq, a predicted model, not a curated record
UGUAAAAAUGGAACUAUGGCGGUGGGGGAUUCAGUGAUGUGAAUUGUAAUAUAAUGGAAAGUUCAUUAAGUGUCAUUCAUUCUUUUAAAUUCAUUGGUGUUUGCUUUGAUUAGUUUUCAAAAGUUUUUCUUCUGUGUCUAAACUACGUCAUUUUUCUUUUAUCUUCCACAAAAUGGACACUGGUGACGAUGAACUAUAUGAUGCUGAUUCUGGUAACGAAUCAAGUGCUGAAGAUGAAGAUGAACUGUCGAUUUCAUUAGAGCCAGAAUCCUCAUCGAGAGAAAAAUUAGAGACUGAAGAGUUUCAUUACGAAGUUCUGUCUACAGAACAAAUUGUUCAGCACAUGGUGGAUUGUAUACGCGAAGUAAAUACUGUAGUACAGAUUCCUCCUACUAUUACACGAAUUCUUUUGAAUCAUUUCAAGUGGGACAAAGAGAAGCUGUAUGAAAGGUAUUAUGAUGGUGAUCAAGAUGCACUUUUUAAAGAAGCCCACAUAAUUAAUCCAUACAAGAAGCCUUCAAACUCAUCAUCAAAAGAUUCCCGAUUUGCUCCUCGUACAGAAGAAUGUGAAAUAUGCCUAAUGAAUAUUCCACGAAAUAUGAUGACCGGUAUUGCAUGUGGUCAUCGUUUUUGUACAGAAUGUUGGAGAGAGUACCUGACAAGUAAGAUUAUGGAUCAAGGUAUGUGCCAGAUCAUUGCUUGUGCGGCUCAUGGUUGUGACAUACUUGUUGAUGAUCAGACAGUUAUGUCUUUAAUAACUGAUCCAAAAGUGAAGUUAAAAUAUCAACAUCUCAUCACAAAUAGUUUUGUAGAGUGUAAUAGACUCCUGCGAUGGUGUCCACAGCCGGAAUGCAAUUAUGUUAUUGCUGUACAAUAUGUUGAUGCUCAGCCAGUUACUUGUCGUUGUCGUCACACAUUUUGCUUUGCAUGUGGAGAAAACUGGCACGAUCCAGUCAAAUGCAAUUUAUUAAGAAAAUGGCAGAAGAAAUGUGAUGAUGAUAGUGAAACUUCCAAUUGGAUUGCUGCUAAUACGAAGGAAUGUCCAAAGUGCAAUGCCACCAUUGAAAAGGAUGGAGGAUGCAAUCAUAUGGUUUGUAAGAACCAGAACUGCAAAUCAGACUUCUGCUGGGUAUGCUUAGGCCCUUGGGAGCCACAUGGAUCAUCAUGGUACAAUUGCAAUCGAUAUGAUGAAAGAGAAGCCAAAUCGGCACGAGAUGCCCAGGAGAAGUCUCGAGCAGCAUUGCAGAGAUACCUAUUUUAUUGUAAUCGUUACCUGAAUCACAUGCAGAGCUUGAAAUUUGAGCACAAGCUGUAUGCUUCAGUGAAGGAUAAAAUGGAGGAAAUGCAGCAACAAAAUAUGUCAUGGAUUGAAGUUCAGUUCUUAAAAAUUGCAGUGGAUAUUUUGUGUCAGUGUCGGCAAACUUUGAUGUACACUUAUGUCUUCGCAUACUACCUUAAAAGAAACAAUCAAUCUGCUAUUUUUGAGCACAAUCAGAGAGAUCUAGAGAGUGCAACAGAGACAUUGUCUGAAUAUCUAGAACGUGAUAUCACACAGGAGAACCUCCUAGAUAUCAAGCAAAAGGUUCAAGAUAAGUAUAGGUAUUGUGAAAGUCGGUGCAAAGCCUUGCUUGAACAUGUCCAUGAAGGUUAUGAGAAAGAUUGGUGGGAGUACAUUGACUGAGAUUUGAGUCCAAACUCUUCAAAAUUCCUGAAAACUCAAGUUAUGGGAUGAAAUUGAUGAAUGACUCACCGAGACCCCCACGUCCAAAAAAUUUUUUCUGUAGGAUUAUAUUACUGCCACGGACAAUAAACUUAAAACUGUAUAUUUGUGUAUGUGUGCUGAAAUAUGAAGGAUAAGCCAUGUAUCAGAAUAAAUUUUUAACUAGUGAGUAUCAUUUUCAGCCAUGUUGGGAGAAAAAUUAGAGGCCUCUUAUUUUGGCUUCAUUAAGAUUGUUGAAAUAGUUAUAAAUAAUUUUUAUAAUACUUAUGUAUGAAUGUUAUGAACUCCAAGAGAAAAUGGUUCAAGCCAUAUUUUUCUUAAUCCUUUCUAAUGUUCAUUGAGAUAAUGACUAAUCCAUUUUUUUCUUACAGUAAGGGGCCAUUUUGUUGCAAUAUAUGAUUUGGUAAAAUAUAUUAUGGUUCUUUUAAAUUUUGUAUCAUUUAUUUAUUUUCUUUGCUCAUAAUUUUUCAUCCUGGUAAUAAAACAUACAACUUUGAGUUAAUAAGCAUGCAUUAAAUUUAGAAUGCCUUUAUGUUUUUAUAAACUGGACGUCUGGUUUUGGUGCAUAUGGUAUAUGCCUUGAAGUUAAGGCUAUUUUUUCCUGGCACUGUUAUUUGGUGUUUUGCCAUUGAGGGUGGCAAAUAUGAAUUAAGAUCUUUAACUUUCCCAGUUUUCUUCAGUGAAUUUUUCCAUGUGUAUAAAGCAUGUUAGUAGUGCUCAGUCAUUUGCAAUGACUUGUUUAAUGGCUUGUUAUUGAAAAAAAAAUGUAAGCUGUGAUUAUAAAUGUUUCAUUUUUUAUGGCAUGGAACCUUUCCCCAAUUUCAUUUUGAAAUGUAUUUUUAAUUUUAAUGCUUAAGUGAGCGAGGUGCUAGGUACUCAUGAAGUGGUGUCAGCUGAAGAGAUAUAUGAGUAAAUUAGUAUGGAAACAUCCUCUAUUGUUCCAUGUGUAUGUACCUAACAAGUGAAAAAUAAUAGAUGUAGAAUUUUAAUUAUAUGAAGACAACUGUGUUGUGGAAUGUGCUGACAACCAAAGGCCUGGUGAAGACUCCAACGAACCAUCUUGUUCUGGAGUGUACAAAAGUUGUAACUAAAGCUGACUAUAAUAAAAACUAAUCUAAAAAUAAAGCUUUUAUUUACAAAGUAUUUGUUUUAUUUUUUAAUCAGAAUGCAGAUUUUUAAAUGUAAAUAUUUUUCCAUCAGUACAAAUUUUUUUUUUUUUUUUUUUUGGAUGAAAAUAUAUGAAUUUUAAUGCUUCUUAAAUGAUCAUUCAUCUACUGUCAAUUGUUAUAAUGAAUCAUCUUCUGAGUUUUGCAUUCCUUUAUUUAGCUUCCUAUUGUUUUCUCUCACUGUCGCAUCUUUAUAUAUAUACGUAAUUUGAAAUUCUGCAUUAUGAAAGAGCAAUCAGCACAACCUGUAUUGUGAAUAUUUGUGGCAUUCCUUUCAAAUAAGAAAUUUUAUUUUCAGUUUUAUUACAAUUGCCUUUUAUAUCUAAAUGAGCUAACAUUAAAUUUCAAAAGUUCAAAUAUCUUGUAAUCAAACAAUAAUUUCACAUUUUCUCGAAUUUCAUUUAUUUUAUUUUAAAAAAGCAUUUUUCAAAUACUAGUUGAAAUGCAGUAAAUGGAAAAUGAGUGAUGUAUGCUAGUCACCUGAUUGUAUUGCUACAUGAAGAUGAUUUUUAUUUUCUGUCUUUUAAUAAUACAGUAAUAUAAUAUAAUAAUAUAGUCAUCAAAUGUGUAUAUAUAUAUUAUAUAUUAAGAGGAAAGCAAAAGUAAAAAUGCAAUACAUAACUGACUUUAAAAUUUACUUAAAGCUGCAGUAAUAUAAAUUAGUUAAUACAGAUUUAGAUUUAUUUAUUUAAGUUUAAAAAUAGUAUUAAAUAAUAUGGACUUCCCUUACCUAAGCUACUUUGACAACUAUUACUAUGCAUAAACAGAAAAAUAAAAAUAAUGAAAAUGUGAGGAAAAUUAAAAUACACAACAAAAUGGAAAAACUGAAGGCAAAAUGGAAUAUUUACAUCAGAUUGUAAAGGUGUGUGGAUGCUGAAGUAACAUCAUUAUUGCAUAGUAAUAAAUAAAAAAUUAACAUAUUUCCUUAAUUUAAAAAGUAGAAGGAAAAGCAGUGUGAAAAUGAAAAUGUAUGUUUCAUUGGGGAGAGGUUUAUGCAAUUCCAUUAGCUGCAUUUCUGACAUUACCAGUUUACUCGUGAAAAAAAUCAAGACAUUUUGAAAUUCUAAGUUAAAAAGGCAAAAAACUGUGAAUAAACUGGUGACUCCAUCCUUAUGCAUCUCUAGAGUGCUUGCAAAAAAAUUAAAAUUCAUUAAAUAAAUAAUAAUAAGCAUUAACAGUGUUAUUGCUGUACAAGGGAUCACAUAAAAUUGUAAGUUUGUAAUUUAAAUUUCAUUCCUGUAUUGUAACUAUUCUCGCAAAAUACUCUAUUUAAGAAAACUUUUUUGUUGGACAUAUUUACCAUAUGAAGUUUAGAAAAUAAAACCUGUAUAACUAUUUUUCUUGAACACCAUAUUUAGAUAAUUAUAUCAUACUUCCAUUUGUGUUACUUGAUUCCUUGUGAGUUGUUCUCGCAAAAUACUCUAUUUAAGAAAACUUUUUUGUUGGACAUAUUUACCAUAUGAAGUUUAGAAAAUAAAACCUGUAUAACUAUUUUUCUUGAACACCAUAUUUAGAUAAUUUAUAUCAUACUUCCAUUUGUGUUACUUGAUUCCUUGUGAGUUGAGGUUCUUGCAAACACUUUUGCUUUCAUUUCAAGAAAUAGAGGGGGAAGGUUUCUUGUUGUAGAAUUGUAUAAAAUGAAGAUUAAAUAAUACAUUUACAAAGAAAGCUAUGACUUGUAAAGUGUUCUUUUAAGUAUUAAAGCAGACUUUUCAAUGAUAUCUGUUAUGAAACUUACUGAAAAGAUCAAGCAUGUAAAAAAAAAAUAAUUGCACAGUAUGUCAUUUUGUAAUCACCUCUAAUGUGUAUAAAGUGGUGUAUGGGCAUGAUUCAUUGUUUGUUCAUUAUUUUGGAUAUUAUAUUUACUGUUACUAACUUCAUUCGUUAUUUUGGAUUGGUAAACAAUUUUGAAUCAUAAGAUCAUUCUACAAUAAAGCACAUUUCAAGCAGG